Molecule: messenger RNA, 1152 nt
Organism: Schistocerca nitens (vagrant locust)
Lineage: Eukaryota; Metazoa; Arthropoda; Insecta; Orthoptera; Acrididae
Exons: 7
Coding region: 1-1152 (383 amino acids)
Molecular function (GO): oxidoreductase activity
Source: RefSeq, a predicted model, not a curated record
AUGUGGCGUCUGGCGAAGCAUCUCUCACGCCGGCCCACAGUGCUGCUGCCCGGAUGGACGCCUCAGCGGACGAUGGCGAAGAAGGGCAAAGGCGAGGAGUUCGUGGUGACUCCGUGCGAAGUGGUUCGCUUCUGCGAGGAGGCGCUGGUUAGUGCAGGCGCCUGCCAGAGCAAUGCGAAGGAGGCGGCGCACGUCAUAGCCGCAGCAGACUACUUUGGCCGCAGCACGCACGGCAUCUUACGGCUGGGCUUUUACGUGGACGAGCUGUGCAGCGGCAGAGUGAAUGGGCAAGCGCGCCCGUGCCUCAUACAGGAGACGUCUGCCACAGCCAACGUGGAUGGCUGCAACGCAAUGGGCGCAGUCGUCGGCAACUUCUGCAACAACCUCGCCUUGAAGAAAGCCAGGGACUGCGGCGUUGGAUACGUCUGCGCCAGGCAUGCAAACCAUUUUGGGAUAGCAUCGUACUACACCAGAUUCAUCGCGGACUGCGGUAUGAUUGGAGUCGCGAUGUCCGUGGCCGCCCCCUCAGUUGUUGCAGCAGGCUCGAAGCAGGCAAUGUUUGGCACCAACCCAUUGUCAGUGGCUGCACCAGGAUGCGACGGGGACAACUUCGUCUUGGACGUCGCCACAUCUAACACCUCUAUUGGCACAAUCCAAGAGUAUGCUCUGCAGAAGAAGAAACUGCCAACAGACUGGGCGCUGGGCAAGAAGGGCAGCCCGACGACAGACGCGAAUGACGCUCUGGCGACCAGGAAGCUGCUACCCCUCGGGGGCUUGACAACGGGCUACAAGGGCUACGGGCUCGCCGCAGCCGUCGAUAUACUUACUUCUGUGCUUGCAGGAGCGCAGUCGGGCCCAAACAUCCCCGUGCCCGGCAGCGGCGGUAAAGACUGCAAGGACCCGCCAAAGCACGCGUGUCUGGGCAUGAGCUUCCUGGUGCUGGACCCGGACGCCUUCGGCGAAGGCUUCCGCCAGCGGCUGUCACUCUUGCUGAGCGCCCUGCGCUGCGCGGAACCGGUCGACGCUGCGAAACCCGUCCGCGCACCCGGCGACUUCUCCAAGAAAUCCGCCGAGCAGUGCGACUGCCGCGGCGGCAUCGCCUACGCCAAGCACCAGCGCGCCGCCAUGGCAAGUGCACAACUCACUCUCUAG